Messenger RNA from Schizosaccharomyces japonicus yFS275, 1281 nucleotides. RefSeq names its product U3 snoRNP-associated protein Lcp5. Gene Ontology annotation, cellular component: nucleus. The record is from RefSeq and is a predicted model, not a curated record. Bases 95 to 1024 code for a protein of 309 amino acids. The transcript has a single exon. NCBI's taxonomy places the organism in Eukaryota, Fungi, Ascomycota, Schizosaccharomycetes, Schizosaccharomycetales, Schizosaccharomycetaceae.
GCCACCACCACCGAGGCACUUCCUCGGAAAACAUCCCACCAAUUUUCUCUACCUAGACCAAACUUCCUCUCCUAAAAGGCAGCAAACAGACAGUAUGGAUGUCGUGAAAAGCAGCCUCCAAGCGGCAAAGGAAGCUCUGCCAAAUGAAAUUCCUUCGUUGAAAGAUGGAGUUUCAUUAUUCUCUUUAAAAUCAGAGCUUCUUCUUUCUUACAUUGAAAAGCUAGGCUUCCUAAUGCUUGCGAAGCUCGAUAAUCGUUCUUUGGAAGAGUUUGAACCCGUCGUCGAAAGCUUGGUGCGCACACGAUUGGAAAUGGAAAAGAUUCGGCCGUUCGAAAAUCGAAUGCAAUAUUCUAUCAACAAACUUCUUCAAGCCUCUGAACGCCAGCAGGAGGUGGAACGGUUAAUGGAAAAUGAAAAUGUCAAUGAAGAAGACGAGACUGUUAAGCUUCAAUUCAAGCCCAACCUGGACAACAUUACCGACAGCGAAAACGAGUCUGAGGACGAAGAAGGUGCCUCUGGUGAUAAGAAUGGUGACGGUGUAUAUCGUCCUCCCCGCAUUCACGCCGUUUCCAUGGACAGUGAGAAGAAACAGCGGUAUCGCCCCAACGCUGUUGUUGACGAAUUCGUCUCCAGUGACCUCUCCUCACUUCCCCAAUCAUUACCAAGUGUCGGUGCGAACUUGGAGCGCCGCGGUCGUGUCAUUCAUGCAGAUGAGAAGGACUUGCAACGUAUGCGUGAGCGUACCGAGUACGAAGAAAGCAACUACACACGUUUGCCGAAACUUUCUAAGAAAGAGCUUAAAAAGGUCCGCAAAACGAAGAAGCAAGACUACGGCGGUGAAGACUGGUCCAUUCUCGACCGUAAAUUCCGCGACGAGGGACUCGACUCGCGUCGUCUUGAUUUGUCUAGCCGUGCUAAGAAGCGCUCGGACAUGGAAUCCGAUAUGAGUAACGUCGAUGUCAGCGGCAUGGGCAAGGUUGGUGAUGCAUUCCGUAAACGCAGAAAGACGCUGAAGCGCCGCUAGUUUAUGUGGACGGUGUCAUCGAACAGAGACGUAUUCGCUCGUGUGCGAGUGGCGAACAGUCAAAGUCUUCGUCUGUCAAUAGCUCAAGAAAAGCGAGAGGAUAAAGACUUUCCAAUUUCGACUGUACAUCGCCUCAAGCACUCCUCUAACGGUUUUCCGGUCGCUGGUUUGUUGGGUCUUCAUUUUUGGUUCAUUUUAGUUCUAGUUUGAGUUUGGAAUAUAUAAAAAAAUAAUUUGUAACGUUAACAACAGUAACA